This is a messenger RNA of Rhincodon typus (whale shark), 1872 nucleotides long. RefSeq names its product nucleolar protein 8-like. The record is from RefSeq and is a predicted model, not a curated record. The transcript is spliced from 6 exons. Gene Ontology annotation, molecular function: RNA binding. Bases 465 to 1244 code for a protein of 259 amino acids. Lineage: Eukaryota; Metazoa; Chordata; Chondrichthyes; Orectolobiformes; Rhincodontidae.
AGCAUUUCACGUUCAGACAUUCACACUCAUUCAUUUUGUUUUCCGGGAACAUUUUAAAUUCUAGCGACGUUCUGUUGAUAUUAUUUCUAGUUUGAUCCUUGCACCCCUUUUCUCGGAAACAUUGUUAGCAUACAGCAUUUCCGUUCCUUUUCGGCGUGACACCAUUAAAUGACUCCACAUUGACAUGGCGUGUUUUUGUUAAUUUUUAGAGACGUCUGCGGUUUUUUUUAAAUAAUGGUGUGUGCUGUUACUAAUGAUGAUGUGAACCACGCUCGCUGAUUAACUCUUCGCCGAAUAAUUUUCACGGCCCUGAGUCUCGCUCCUUCCUUUUUACUUCUUUUUGCUGGUGGAACUGAAGAUAGAGGUUGAAUAGGACUGUGAGGAAGAAUAACCUGGAUGGACCAUGAACUACAGCAACAUUAUUUUUGACAUUCUCCAAUUAAAAUGAUACAACAAACCACAGAAUGGAGACAACCAAAAAUGUGAAGCGUUUAUUUGUUGGGGGACUGCAUCACAUGGUCUCUGAAAAUGAAAUUAAAGAAAGAUUUAGCACAUUUGGUGCUGUGACAGAUGUGGAUCUUGUGUUCAGGAAAGACAAUGAAGGUAAUCCUGUAAAGACCUUUGGUUACAUUAAUAUCAAUACCUCAGAAACAGAAUUAAAGCGAUGUAUUUCGAUGCUGAAUAAAUCAAAAUGGAAAGGUGAAACACUGCAAGUUGAAUUAGCCAAAGAAUGCUUUUUGCAUAAGCUUGCUCAAGAGCGACAGGUUGCAGCUAAAAAUCAGUUCAAACCACAAGUUAGCAGCAUCAAGAAAGUGCUAGAGUCGCUGAAGAAAGCUGGUGUUGAAAACUUCAACAUCAGGUCUGCUGUACCAGGAACAGAAGUACCUGAGCAUAAGGACUGGAUUGUGAGUAAAUUUGGAAGAGUGUUACCCAUCCUUCACCUGCGACAAAAGGGUCAAAAGAAAAUAUCCUUUUUUAAUAAUAAAGAUGUAACAAAGGUUGUUGGAGAAAAUACUUUAAAAGCUAAUGUUAGAAAUAAAGAGAAACAAUUAGAAAAUUAUCAUGAGGUUCUGGAAUUCAGUGUUUUGCGUGACUUUUCUGUUGUUCAGACAGCUCUUAAACCAAGCACUAAAAUUUCAAAUUUACUUUUCCUCUUCCAGGCAAGGUGGUUAAGUGUAAAAUGUUUCAAUGUUUCUCUAGUCGUUUACACUGACCUUUCUAUCAAGAAAGGGAUCACCACCUAGACCAGCCAUAUCGUACUUUGCGUAGAGAAUUGAUUUGUGUAGGGGUGUUCAUUACCUUAGACAUCAUAAGGCAUUUUGCAACCAAUGAAUUACUUAUGAUGUGUACAUUCUCCACUGGUUGUUACCUAUUACUUUGGAACAUGGUUGUGGUUUUUAGAGGCCAAUAAACGUGGUCCCUGAGCAUCAAUCCAGCUGCUCUUACAGAGACAAUGUUCCAGACCCCACCAUCCUUAGCUACGUCGUCAAUGACCUUCCCUCCACCAACAGGUCAGAAGUGAGCAUUCUCACUGAUAAUUGCACAAUGUUAAGCCUGUUCAUGUUAGAGGUGAUUCAGAGGAGAUGUACUGAAUUGAUACCUGAAACAAGCAUGAUAUCGUAUCACUAAAAUGUUCUAUUAGGAUAGUUUUUGCAGGAAUGCUGAGCAGUGACUACCCCUGACAAGAAUUGGAAAGGGUGCAAAAAAGAUUCACAAGGAUGUUACUGAGACUGGAGGGCUUGAGUUAUAAGGAGAGGUUGGAUAGGUUUUUGUGCUUCAGUCUUUAGAGUGGAACUUGAGCCCACAGCCAAUUGACUCAAGGUGAGAUCAAUGCCAUCAAGUUACCUUUGAUACCAUUGAGUACAUUUCCAA